AUGAGCAGAUAGAGUAGGAAAAAAGUAAAAUAUGUUUUGUUUUGUUAUUUUUAAGAAUCAUGGAUUUGUUUAAUAAUUAAAUAACUAAUGAAUGAAAAAUUAUGAAUUACCUAGUAGUUUCACAAAAAUAUGGUAGCUGAAGUAGUACUAUUUAUGUAUUAGAAUUUAGAAAGGGUUACCUGUGAUUUUGUGCUUGUGAUCUAAUCUAAUCAAAAAUGAAUACAAGUGGUCAAAAUGUUUAUUAUGAAGAUAUUCCACCAGAAAAUCUUAAUGAAGAUGAAUUCUUUUGCACAGAAAAGAUAGUUCCUAGAAAAAUAAAACCCCAAAAUCUUGUGCUAAGGCUUAUGGAUCGUGAGACAUAUGGUUCCAGAAAACCAGGAUCUCAUCUGCAUGUAGUUCGAGAAUUCUACCAGAAUGUCUUUCCUAAUUUGACAAUAGUUAAUGUGGAAAAACCACCAUGUUUUCUGAGAAAGUUUAGCCCCGAUGGAAGACAUUUUAUAGCUUUUUCGGCCGACCAGACUUCACUUGAGAUUUAUGAGUAUAGAGGAGCUGCUGCAGCUGGUGACCUUGUUGCUGGGUACCCCUCAGACCUGCUAAAUGCUGAUGCUGAUGCACAUCAUCGAAUACGCACACAUAUAUUUUACAGAUUUUUCAAGCCAAAAUUCACAGUCAACGUGUGCCAACAAAGAUUAGUUUCUAGAUCUGAACGUAACUCCGGACAACUUCCAUUUAUGGAGCAGCAACUAAAUCGAGAAUGUAGCCUAUUCACUGAAGAUGGGCGUUAUGUGAUUGUUGGCUCUGCAGCGCACAUUCCUGAUGACUUUAGACCCCAUUUUUAUCAAAUACAUAGUAACAAUGAAGCAGUGACACCAACUAUUAGGUCUGCCCUUGAAGAUUAUUCUCUCCAUUUAGUGGAUCUGCAUCAAGGCAAAUUGUGUGAUACUAAACAUUUUAGGAGUGAUAAAAUCUACCUUUCUCAUAAUCAAGGCAUUUAUCUUUACAAAGAAGUACUUGCUGUUCUAUCAGUACAGCAUCAAACAAUACAUUUGUUUCAAAUUGUAGAGGGAAUGUUGAUAGAAAUCAGAAAAAUCGGUAGAUUUUGCUACGAUGAUGAUCCAUUCAUUGUCAGUUCAGUUUUUGCUCCUGUGAUGAAUGAGCGACCUUAUUGUGAAGAAACUAUAAACAGCUUAAAACACAGACUGCUAGUGUUUCUAUUUAAAAGGGCAAAGUCAAUAAGCGAUGAAUCAAAGGAUCCUUUAGAAUUGAGAAAGUUUUACAAAUAUUUUGAUAUGUUCAAAAGUUUGAGAAUGUGGAAAAUGCAGUUGUUAGAUGAAGAUCAUUUGUUCAUAAAGUAUGCGAGCGAGGAAGUAGUGACGUUAAGGGUGGCAGAACCGAACAGCCAAUCUUCAUUUUUUGUGAUUUACAACAUCAGUGAGAGCAAAAUUCUAGAAGUAUAUGAAAACACUUCAGAAGGGCUGCUGCAACUGUUUGAAAAUUACUGCGACUGUUUUAGAAAUGCCAGACUAUGUGCAGAUUCCCAGUUUACAUGUUCUCCUUCUAACAAUCUGUAUGCGAGGUUGACCCAACAGAGGUUCAAGCAGACGAUCGUGCGGGCGAUAUACGGCGGCCGCACUGAAGCCACCAAGAGGAUAUUGGCGCAGUUGCCGAUAAGCGCGCAGUCGUACAGUGGGUCACCGUACCUAGACUUAGGACUCUUCAGUUACGACGAUAAAUGGGUCUCUGUUAUGGAAAGACCUAAAGCAUAUGGAGAGUAUCCAAUACGGUUUUAUGCUCGAGAUUCUGGAUUGCUGAAGUUCAAAAUUUACGCAGGAGUAUUGGGCCAGUCCGUGCCGGCGAGCGCGCGACGCCUUGUCGCCUUCACAUUCCAUCCAACUGACCCCUUCGCGAUAAGCGUGCAAAGGACGAACUCGGAAUAUAUUGUUAACUUCCACAUAAGAAAUGCGGUCUUCACAGGCGAAGGGGAUGUAACGGCGAUAACGUUUCCGGAUGGUAGUGUCCAGUUUUAUUUCGUUCCUACAAUCAUACAAAACCAUUUGCCUUGUCUAUGUAGUGUGAGAAAUCCGUACGGCAGUUUAUUUCCUUGUCCACCAAACGCAGAAAUCUGGGUUGUUCGGAGCAUUACUCAGCCACAAGCAAAUCUAAAUAUUUCUGUUCCAGCUGGAUAUUUGAAUAGUCAACUUCCACCACCUUAUUCGCCACCUAAUUACUUUAUGAACACAAAUCAUGAAUAUGCACAAAAGUUCCACAAUGAUAAAUGGACAUCGACAACAGACAUUCUUUACUUUUAUCCAAGUUUACGUCGCGAGAAAUGCUUCCAAUACUGUACAGAAACUCAAACUGAAAUACCGUUUCAAAAUAAUAAUCUUGUUGAAAUGGAUGUAACAACCUGUUAUUGUGAAUCAAGUUCUCAACAAAAGCCUGUUAAUAUUGAAUGUAAUUGUUGUCAUCCGAAAGUUUUGCACAUAGCCCAGUGAUAAUUGCAUGAAUGUCGAUACCUAGUAAAAGAAAAUAAAAUACAUGACAAAAAAUCGGUGAAAAACUCUAAAUAAGAAAUACACUCUGACUUUAUAAUGACGCAUGCCAAUCAAGCAACAGAAAUAUUGCAGUGUGAUCAAGAAACACAGACUGAAGUAUCGAAAUUUAAGAAAAAAUAAACGCCACAGGUCGUAAAUACUAAUCCAAUACAUAAAUGGGUUACAUUGCUCAAGUCGGAGUUGCUCUUCUACGCCUGCAGUGCAGUAUAUAUCUACAUUGAAAACCGAACGAUCGGUGAUUAAAUAAAACGACGUCUUUUGUAAUUAUAGUUUCUUAUAAUACAUUUAUCCCUUAUUGUUA
Molecule: messenger RNA, 2856 nt
Organism: Maniola jurtina (meadow brown)
Lineage: Eukaryota; Metazoa; Arthropoda; Insecta; Lepidoptera; Nymphalidae
Gene: abo
Product: DET1 homolog
Exons: 8
Coding region: 216-2495 (759 amino acids)
Biological process (GO): protein ubiquitination; positive regulation of proteasomal ubiquitin-dependent protein catabolic process
Cellular component (GO): nucleus; cullin-RING ubiquitin ligase complex
Molecular function (GO): ubiquitin protein ligase binding; ubiquitin-like ligase-substrate adaptor activity
Source: RefSeq, a predicted model, not a curated record